AUUUUCCAUGCUGAGCCUGGAAUUUGACUACAUGUGCCAGUAUGACUACGUGGAGGUCCGGGAUGGAGACAAUUUGGACAGCCCAAUAAUUAAGAAAUUCUGUGGCAACGAGAGGCCACCUCCCAUCCGAAGCACUGGCUCUUCACUCCAUGUCCUUUUCCAGUCUGAUGGAUCCAAGAACUUUGAUGGAUUUCAUGCUGUCUUUGAAGAAAUCACAGCUUGUUCUUCAUCCCCAUGCCUUCACGAUGGAACGUGCAUUCUGGACCAGAGUGGCACCUACAGAUGUGCCUGUCUGGCUGGCUACACGGGGAGCCGCUGUGAGAACUUGGUGAUGUGUAGGACUCCAGGUGCUCCCGCUCAUGGUAUUGUGGAAGGAGAUGACUUUAAAUACGGGGCCCAGGUUUCCUUCAAGUGCAACGCAGGUUACAGCUUAAAAGGCAGCCGUGUUGCCUCCUGCCAGCUUGAUGGGAUUUGGUCAGCACAGCAUCCUGAAUGUGUUCUAGAUGAAAAAACCUGCUCAGAUCCUGGUGGGCCACUCAAUGGCUACAGAAGAGUGGUAGAAGACACUGGGCUCUUGAAUGGACGCCAUGCAAAAAUUGGCACAGUCAUUGCUUUCUUUUGUAACAACUCCUAUGUUCUUAGUGGGAAUGAACAGAGGACCUGCCAAGACAAUGGAGAAUGGUCAGGGAAGCAGCCAAUCUGCAUAAAAGCCUGCAGAGAGCCAAAGAUCUCUGACCUGGUGAGACAGAAAGUGCUUCCAAUGCAGGUUCAGUCAAGGGAAACCCCUUUGCACCAGCUUUACUCAGCCACCUUCAGCAAGCAAAAGCUUGAGAUCUACCCAACCAAAAAGCCAGCACUGCCCUUUGGGGACCUGCCCCCGGGGUACCAGCACCUGCACACUCAGCUCCAGUACGAGUGCAUCUCCCCCUUCUACCGCCGCCUGGGCAGCAGCAGGAGGACCUGUCUGAAGACAGGAAAGUGGAGUGGAAGAGCCCCUGUCUGUAUUCCCAUCUGUGGCAAAGCAGAGAACAUCACCCUUCAGAAGCCGGUGACCUCCAGCAGGUGGCCCUGGCAAGCAGCGAUCUACCGGACAGCCAGCAGGGUGAAGGAGAACGGUCUCCGGAAAGGGACCUGGAUCCUCAUCUGCAGCGGGGCCCUGGUGAACGAGCGCACCGUGGUGGUGGCAGCUCACUGCGUCACCCACCUGGGCAAGACCAUCGUGCUCAAGACAGCCGAGCUCAAGGUGGUUUUGGGGAAAUUCUACAGGGAUGACGACAGGGAUGAAAAGAGCAUCCAGAACCUAAGGAUUUCUGCCAUCAUAGUGCAUCCCAACUACGACCCCAUAUUACUCGAUUCUGACAUAGCUAUCAUCAAACUCCUGGACAAAGCCAGAAUCAGCAGUCGUGUCCAACCCAUUUGCUUGUCAUCUUCUCAAGACUUGACUUCCUCCACGGAGGAUUUAAAAAUAAUGGUUACUGGCUGGAAGAUAUUGGCUGACCUGAAAGAUCCUGGGUACAAGAACGACACGAUCCGCAUGGGAGCCGUUCGGAUGGUGGAUUCACUCUUGUGUGAGCAGCAGUAUGAGGAGAGUGGGAUACAGGUCAGCAUCACUGACAACAUGUUCUGUGCCAAACAAGACCCCACAGCCUUUUCUAACAUCUGCCCUGCUGAGACUGGUGGGAUUGCAGCCAUAACUUUGCCAGGAAAAGCAUCUCCUGAGCUAAGGUGGCACCUGAUGGGAUUAGUGAGCUGGGGUUACGAUAAAACUUGCAGCCUAGAACUCUACAGUGGCUACACCAAAGCUCUUCCCUUCAAAGACUGGAUUGAGAAGAACCUAAAAUAAAAAAAAAAAGCUGUGUCUGGAAAGGGCGUUUUGUAAUUAUCAUCAUAUCUCUCUCAGUCUCUGCUGCUUUAGGCUUUUCAUCCCAGGGGUGAGCCCCAUCUGGGAUAAGGUUAAGGCAGAUAGCCUGGUAAUUGGUCCUGGGAUCAGAUGUUCCAUCAGGCUGCUUUCACCCACCCCAUGGCAGAGGCUCUUAGUGCAUGAGAAGUCCUGACAUAUUUCACCUGCCUCCCCUGGUGGGAGG
Molecule: messenger RNA, 2084 nt
Organism: Merops nubicus (carmine bee-eater)
Lineage: Eukaryota; Metazoa; Chordata; Aves; Coraciiformes; Meropidae
Gene: PAMR1
Product: peptidase domain containing associated with muscle regeneration 1
Exons: 8
Biological process (GO): proteolysis
Molecular function (GO): calcium ion binding; serine-type endopeptidase activity
Source: RefSeq, a predicted model, not a curated record